Molecule: messenger RNA, 2791 nt
Organism: Megalops cyprinoides (Indo-Pacific tarpon)
Lineage: Eukaryota; Metazoa; Chordata; Actinopteri; Elopiformes; Megalopidae
Gene: dixdc1a
Product: DIX domain containing 1a
Exons: 15
Coding region: 563-1900 (445 amino acids)
Biological process (GO): canonical Wnt signaling pathway
Cellular component (GO): cytosol
Source: RefSeq, a predicted model, not a curated record
CUUGUCUGACAGAAAAGGAGAGAGAGAGAGAGCGAGAGAGAGAGGCAAAGAGAAAGCGGUUGUGCGAGACGUCGGCGCCUGACGGAUUCCUCCCGGGAGGACGAACAGCAGCGCCUGUGAAUGGGGAAUCUUCAGCGCCGGACGCACGGAGCGCUCGGACAGAGAAGCCGCUGAUAUUACGCUGGGGCUUUGGGAAGAAUCGACAUUUCCGUGCGCUUCUGUCAGGCAGUGAGUAAGGGAGAGAGGGGGACCGCGCAGGCCGGCGGGAUUUCGGGCGGAACUCCGGGAGGAAUGCGCCCUCGGUGCGCCCGGGGAACAGGGGGGCGUGGUGGGCGCUCGCGCUGCCUCGGAGGGGCUUGUUUGUAAACUGGCCAGAUCCGCGCGCGUGGGGCGCUGCGUGGGGGCGGAUUCCCCCCUCUGUCACUCUCUCCUUUCCCUCGUGGACCCUGUGACGGCGACGCCCCCUCCCCACCCCUCCCGCCGGACGCGAUUGGGGUGAUGUGUCUGAUUGAAGACCCAGCUACACCUCUCCAGCUCGGCUGGGGCACCGCGACAGGAUAGAAUGGGAGCCAAACAGAUGAAAUGUCUCAGUUCGCCGAGCCCGACUCAUUCGCCCAGAGCAGAGUCUGUCAUCAGCCAAUCAGAGGACAAAGGGGAGCUUGUGGACGAUCAAUCAGAGGAGAGGAAAUCAUGUGACGCAGAGAAGGCCUCCUCUCAUGGACCAGGGGCUGCCCCAGUACGUGCCGGGCCGUUGGGGCGUGGCACCUGGGAACAGCUGUGUGAGCAGCAGGAGCAGCUGGAGAAGGAGGUGCAGGAGGCCAGGAGGAUGGUAUCCAGUCUGCAGGCUUUGCUGCUGCACGGCUCUCUUCCUGAAGAUGAGCAGGAAGUUGCUCUGAGCCUGAGGGAGGGAGAUGGAGCAGAGAGUACAGAACAGCAGCUGAUUAUAAUCCGCAGCCGUCUUGAUCAGAGCAUGGAGGAGUCUCAGGAUCUGAAGAAGGAGCUGCUAAGGUACAAGCAAGAGACCCUCAGCCUCCAGGGAAUCAAGGAUGCUCUGCAGCAGCGAUUGACUGUGCAGGACAGCACAGUGUUGCAGCUGAAGCAGGAGUUACUGCAAUCCAACACGGCCAGGGAAGAGCUGGCAGGACAGAAUGCGGAGCUGCAGACGAAGCUGGAGGAGCAGGACAGGCUGCUGAACGAAUACAAAGUCAGUCAACAGCAGAAGGAGAUAGGACAGAAACACAGGCUACUCCAGCAACAACAAUCAAAGCUUGAGGAAGCCCUGUACGACCAGAAGCUGCCGGGGGCACAGAGCAAUGGCUACCCCUCUGCUGCGGAUGGAGCUCGCCCCUCAGCCUCCCCCUGCAGGGCGGCGGAGGAGCUCCAGCUGGUACGGGAUGCUCUGCGCAGUCUGAGGAACAGUUUUAGUGGUCACGACCCCCAGCACCACACCCUGGACACUCUGGAGCAGGGCGUGGCCAGCCUGAUGGACCGCCUCCACGCCCUGGACCCCCGCCGCAGGCAGGACAGAAGGGUUCGGGGCCGUUCUCCAGGACACAGAGCCAAUCCCACCAACCAUGACUCCUGGCCCCCGAGCACCAAAAUGGCUCAUUCUCAGAGCAGCCCUGUUCUCCACUCCGACUCCUCCACCAAAGUGCUCUACUUCACUGAUCGCUCACUCACCCCCUUCCUGAUCAACAUCCCCAAGAGGCUGGGGGAGGUGACACUCAGAGACUUUAAGGUGGCUGUGGACAGAGAGGGCACUUUCAGAUACCACUUCAAAUCCCUGGACCCCGAGUUCGGCACCGUGAAGGAGGAGGUGUUCCAGGACGAUGCGGUGGUCCCGGGCUGGGAGGGUAAGAUCGUGGCCUGGGUGGAGGAGGACUCGGGGGACAGCAGGUAGGGCUGGAUCAGGACCCCCAGCAUGGACCUGCGGACAGGGGCCAGGCAUGCUGGAGCUGUGCAAAGAGCAACCGCAAGGAGAGAGCGCUGCGAGAAGCACAGCCUGGAGACAAUUACUCAAGGAAGGGCUCUUUCUCUGGUGAUCACCUCAUUUACCUGCAAUGGGGGGAAAGGACAGAGAUCACAGGCAUGUUAUAAAUGUCACGGGUUCCAAAUUUCAGUCUACGGGUUUGAUGUCCACUUGGACCUUGUGAAGGGGGACAGGAGGGGACUGAUGUCACAUGCUAUGGUCUGCUCCACCUCCCAACUCCAACAGGACCAAUCUACCAGAAGAGCCAUCAUGACAACAAAAUAUUAGGACGGCUCCCUCGUUUGAUAAAUUUGUGCCAAACCAUUGUUGAAUUUCUUAAUGUUCUUUGUAGCCGUACUCAUAAAUCUUGUUAUAUGUUGUGAUGCCAAAAUGUAUUUUCCUAACUGCUUAUUUCUCACGAGUUGUCAUGGCAGGCCUCUUUUUAGAUAUGAAGAAAACUUUACUAUGCCUACGCACCUUUUAUAUAAAUAUAUAUAAAUAUAUGAAAUAUACAAGCACUUUGGGGCGAACACUGAAUUUUGAGAAAAGUCAGGAAAGUAAUUCAGGGUUAGUAGGAAGCAGGUGUUUGUGAGCAGAUACAGUUUCAGUAGCUCCUUAAUGCAGCAUCUGUAGGCACAGGAGAGGGAACCUCACCAUCUUGGCGUGGUCCUUCUGUAAAGGUUUUUGGAAUCCAGAGUAUUAUAUUAUUUAAUACUUUAUAUUCAGAAACUAUUAUUUAAAAAGAUAAAUGCUUAUGGAAUCAAACACAAGAAGACACUGAAGAAGACAGAUCAAUCCAUAAAUUACUACUGAUCAAAAAAA